Molecule: messenger RNA, 522 nt
Organism: Rotaria sp. Silwood2
Lineage: Eukaryota; Metazoa; Rotifera; Eurotatoria; Philodinida; Philodinidae
Source: the annotation of a GenBank genome assembly
AUGUUCGAAAUUAAUCCGCUCAGUCGUUUGCUACAAACACCUACUAUCGAUUUCGGUGUCACUCAUCAUCACGUUUUAUCAUUACUCAAUACAUUCGAUACACGAGAAACUAAUGCUGUUAAUUAUUUCAAAAGCGUCGCGUUUGAAAAAGCAAAACAAAUAUCGGAAGAAUUAUUGGUACAACCAGCAGUACCACGAACAUAUCAACGACGACAUGGCCAACAGACUCUUGAUCCAGAAGAAUUUUAUCGCGAUCAAGUAUUUCUUUCUUUUCUACUUGAAUUACGAGAAAAUAUCGAUAAGCGUCUUUCCGUAUUUGGCCAACCACGUACACAAUUGCUUACUCAAUUACGACCAGAACAUAUUACGUCGAUGAAUUGUUCAACAAUGGUAUUAUAUCAAAAAUUAAUAGAAGAAUUCUCGGGUCAUUUACCACAACCUCUGCAAUUAUUUGGUGAAUUAGAAAGAUGGAAAAAUGCAUGCAUUAAUCUCGUAGACAAGCCCAACUAUGUCAAUAUGUAG